CUCGGAACCAAAUUAGGCCCACAAUGCUGUCCACCGCUGGGUGAGCCAAUACCCAGCGUCCUUACUAUCUAUGUCGUGCCCGAGGAGACCCCCGAACAUAAACGAACGGGUGUUCUGUCAUGCGCGUUGUCCAAGAGCUUGUGUGCGUGACAUUGUCGAAUUCCGCGACGCGACGCGACAUGUGGACGCGUCGCGUGCGCGAUUCGUCCCUACAUUAAAACCGCGUACCUUUUAAGCGAACAUUGUCCUUCUCCGAGCCGCGAACAAACUAUUUUCGUCCUUUCAUCUUCAGCAACUUCUACUCCUACAGCUAUCAAUGGCUACUGCACACUCCGUUAUCGCUACGCAUGGAUCUACGUCCACAGCUCAACUAUAUCAGCAUCGUCAACGGUCGACUAUGGAGCUGCAAAGGCAUGGACAACCAUCUAGUUCGUCCACUUCGAGCGCGCCCAACGUCCCUGCCAUCCCUGACUCGAAAGAAGUCUUGCCUUCUCCAUCCCAAAGUCAGGAGCCAGCAGCAACGAUGCGCAUUGCUUCCGAUGCGGGUUAUACAUCGCAAGAACACGUACCAUCAGAGACUAUUCCUGACGCUGGCCGGGAGCGCGUCGCUUCGUCUUCGCAUACACCGCAACGCCGUGUGGCCCGCCGCCACUCCCCACGGCCGAGUGGCUCAACCCCACCUCAGACGAGCGCCGACGCCACUCCGCUUGUCCGCGCCCUCCCCUUCCCAUCUGCCUGGAUGCCGCCACUUCCGUACAAUCUCGACGACAUCCUUUAUUUCCAGGAAGUGCUCACGUCAGAAGAACUUCAAGACUUAGGAGCAGGAGGGAUUGAUUGGAAGGAUCACAGCAAGCUCCCUGAGGGAGAAGAUGUGACUAAGCCAGUCUGCAUGCACCAAUCAGUCAUUGGGAUUUCCUUGACGCAGAAGGCAUUCAUGACUGUGCCCAAGCUUUGCCGGACCGUCACCAUCCAAUGGCCGAAAUUUCCUUCACCCAUCUUACAAUAUGGGGGCCGACAUGUUCAUGACACAUUGUACUCGUUCGUCAGAGCACAGCGGUAUGGGAACGGGCAGAUUGCGCAAGCUCCAGUAGCUCCGGAGUAUAUGCGUAUGCCUCAGUCCGCCUAUCCACCAGGUUUCCAGACCACUCCAUUUCGAGCUGCACCGGUAGCAGAAGGUGCAGAUGAUCCCUUCCCCGCUGCCACUUGGCGCCUCGCGAAGCCCAAGAUCGAGAUGUAUAUGCCCAACGGCGCUACGGAUGAGGCAGUCGGACGUCCUUCAAAACGCUCUCGCCACAAUGCCACCGAGCCAGGACCUCCUCUCGCAGUAUAUACACCUGGUGCUUCUCCUUUGCUGGGACUUGAACACCAUCUGUCCAUUCCUGCGAACGACUUCGAUAUCAGCAAGAUUGAUCCCAUACUUCUAGCUGAGUCUCCUCUCGGCACGAAUGGUGGAUCUAUGUCAUCGCGGGCCCAUAAUUCGAUCGCAAGUUCUUCAUCCCAACAGGUGCAUGCUUUCGUGGCACCGCCGUCCGUCCCUGUCGCGGGCCCAUCCAGGUCCUACGACACCUGGAGUUACCCACCGUUCGAAAACACGCCAGCGGCAAGCCAAUCGCCAGCUCCUGCAGUCUUGCCUCCGGUUGCAUCCUCCUUUUCCGCGGGCCCAUACACAGCUGCCCUGGCAUACCCGUCUCAUCCCUUGCAUACUCCUGCUGACCUAGAGAUCUCCCCGCACGGCGGCUAUCCCCACUCUGGCUCCGUGCCUCCUCCGCAGCAGUCACACAAAGGAAUUUUGGACGAUCUGCAGGACGUGACGGGACUGUCGGAAUUUCAAACGCUGGCAGGUCUGUUGGGAUUGGAGAGAGAAGACGCGUCUGAGCUUGCCUCAGAGGCUCGCGCUUUCACUGGGCCCCCGGAAUCCGAGGUCUCGGAAGGUCGUGAUGGUCCUUCCCAAUCUCGGGCGACAUCGGAGGGCAGUUCUGCCACGCACGAGACCCAUGAAGCCCCUCCGUCCAGCGAAGGAGUAUAACGAGGCAAAGGCUUCGGUCAAGGAUGCGAGUGCCGACGCCGAAGAAAGUGAGGCCUAUGCAAUGUCGUAAAGCUGCCCCUCGCGUGCGGCGCGCUGAAGAGAAGAGGAUCGAGAGCCAAUAUGGAGCGGAAACGAUUCAUCUACAAAACGGGAUGACUUUGAGACUCGCUCAGCUGCUCGAGCCCGCAUGUCAGGUCGUGCAGAAGAAUCAUCUAGAAGCAAUCGGGUUUCAGCCACAGAUGAUCAAUCGGUGAAGCGGAAGAGGCAUUAGAUGUGGAGGCAUUGUCUUAUUAUGGGUUUCUUUCUUCGUUUUUCCAUUGCUUCACUUGUACAAGUAUAAUUCAUCAUCAGUGAUGUUACGUGCAUACUAGCACAGUGGUC
Laetiporus sulphureus 93-53 is the source of this 2407-nucleotide messenger RNA. RefSeq lists its product as uncharacterized. The transcript is spliced from 9 exons. The coding region runs from base 317 to 2026 and encodes 569 amino acids. The record is from RefSeq and is a predicted model, not a curated record. NCBI's taxonomy places the organism in Eukaryota, Fungi, Basidiomycota, Agaricomycetes, Polyporales, Laetiporaceae.